This is a messenger RNA of Esox lucius (northern pike), 9102 nucleotides long. It is a transcript of the gene dscama, whose product is annotated as Down syndrome cell adhesion molecule a. Bases 859 to 7011 code for a protein of 2050 amino acids. Gene Ontology annotation, molecular function: cell-cell adhesion mediator activity. The transcript is spliced from 34 exons. Gene Ontology annotation, biological process: dendrite self-avoidance; axon guidance; homophilic cell-cell adhesion. The record is from RefSeq and is a predicted model, not a curated record. NCBI's taxonomy places the organism in Eukaryota, Metazoa, Chordata, Actinopteri, Esociformes, Esocidae. Gene Ontology annotation, cellular component: axon; plasma membrane.
GUUGGAACAUAUUGGUAUCCUCUCUUAAGGAGUGGAGACGUGCCCCUAGCCGAUCAUGCUAUCUAGCGCUCAGCUCAAGGGAUGGUGGCGAGUUGCUGCACCUUUAAGGCAAUGAAGAUGAAAAGCAGCUGCGGAAGAGGAGGCGAGGGGUAUUCCAUAAUGCUCUGAGCCCGUGUAGUUUAGCGCAGGGACCAGUGUGAUUUGUACGGCUGCGGGAAGAUGCGUGUGCUUGUUGCUUGCUGGAUGGAGAGAGGCGGUGAAGAGGGAAUUCGUUUUCAGUACAGCUAACAACUAUUGCCUCCUGCUUGAAAUUUAUUUUUUUCCAAAUACAACUUUAUGCAUUUUUUUUCACUGAAAACUUUUAGUCUCAUUAUUUAUUUAUAGUGUUUUAUUUAUUUUUUAAUUCGAAAUAUUUUAACUUGCUUCUUUAUUUUUUACAUUUGAUUUGGAAAUUCCACCUGUGCACAUUGCACUUGUCCCUAUACUUGUGUCGUAUGCGUCUUCAGCCUCCAGUCUCUGCUCUGACUCAGCAGCACUCACCUGGACCAGGAGCUAAAGAAGGCGAGUCCCGCAUGUACCUUACAGAGAAUCUCGCCCAGACGCGGGGAAGACUGCAUUAAGUGACGGUGUGGCUAUUUCAAAGGAACCGUACUGUUGGAUCUUAGCCUUUACCUUACUACAAUCAGCAGAAGCUCAUACCUCCUUUUCCCAACGUGGAGAGGGAGAGAAAUAGAGAUUUGUGCAGACUAUCGUCUAUUGCAAUUAACAUAUUGAAGAAAUAUAAAGAAUCCCUAAGAACGAAAGUGUGUGCAGUGAAAAGAAGAAAAAGCAUAGCUUGGAUAUUGAACGGAGCGGGGCAUGUGGAUAUUGGCUAUUAUCUUUUUCCAGUGCAUCUUGAAUGUUUUCAGUGAAGAUCUACGUUCCAGCUUAUAUUUUGUCAAUGCAUCUGUGCAAGAGGUAGUGUUUGCCAGCACCACAGGGACCCUGGUGCCCUGUCCCGCUGCCGGUGUGCCCCCCGCCUCACUGCGCUGGUACCUGGCCACCGGAGAGGAGAUCUAUGACGUCCCCGGGAUCCGCCACGUGCACCCUAAUGGCACCCUCCAGAUCUUCCACUUUAACCCCUCAAGCUUCAGCAACCUCAUCCAUGACAACACCUACUAUUGCACAGCGGAAAACCCCUCAGGGAAAAUCAGAAGCCAAGAUGUCCAUAUUAAGGCUGUUUUACGAGAGCCCUACACGGUCCGUGUGGAGGACCAAAAAGCCAUGAGAGGCAAUGUGGCGGUGUUCAAGUGCAUUAUCCCAGUCUCAGUGGAGGCCUACAUCACUGUCGUGUCCUGGGAGAAAGAUACGUUGUCAAUCAACGUCCAGACUCCUCGGUUCCUCAUCACUUCCACAGGAGCCUUGUACAUCCUGGAUGUGCAGAAUGAGGACGGGCUGUAUAACUACAGGUGUAUGACACGCCACCGCUACACGGGAGAGACCAGGCAGAGCAACAGCGCGCGCCUCUUUGUGUCGGAUCCCACCAACUCAGCGCCGGCCAUCCUGGAUGGCUUUGAGCGUCGCGAAGUAAUGGCAUCCCACCGGGUGGAGCUGCCAUGCAAGGCAUCUGGUCACCCAGCCCCCAAGUACCGCUGGCUGAAAGACAACCGACCGCUGGAGCCGGAUAGUCGCUUCAGACAAAGUGUAACAGGGCUGCUGAUCGAGAGGGCCCAGCCCGGCGACACCGGGAGCUACGUGUGUGAGGUGUGGAACAGUUAUGGCAACGCAGAGGUGGUGGGAAGGCUGCAGGUUAAAGAGCCUCUGAAGGCAGUGGUCAGCCCUAGAAAGGUGAAAGGCAGCGUGGGUAGCCAGGUAUCUCUGUCAUGCAGCGUGAGUGGUUCAGAAGAGUAUGAGCUUUCCUGGUACCGGAAUGGGGAGAUCAUCUACCCCGGGAACAGCGUCCGCAUGACAGGCAACAACCGGGAGAACCUGGUAAUGGCUGGAAUGGCUAAGAGUGAUGGAGGAGCCUACCAGUGCUUUGCCCGGAAUGGCAAGAUGUCUGCCCAGGACUUUGUUCAGGUCAUCCUGGAAGACGGCACACCCAAGAUAAUCUCCUCCUUCAGCGAGAAGGUGUUUGGGACCAACGAGUUUGUUUCACUGUUCUGCACGGUCAAAGGCACACCAGAGCCUCGAGUGACAUGGACCCUGGAUGACGAGCCAGUGGUCAGAACCUCUCGCCACCGCAUCGGCCACUACACCAACCAAGAAGGUCAUGUGGUCAGCCAUCUGAACAUCAGCCAGACCACAGGCCCGGACGGGGGGGUCUACCGGUGCAUCUGCAACAAUUCGGCCGGGGCAGUCUCCUACCAGGCGCGAAUAAACGUAAGAGGGCCUGCCAGCAUACGACCAAUGAAAAACCUCACCGCCAUUGCUGGGCGGGACAUGUACAUCCACUGCCGCGUCAUUGGCUACCCAUAUUACUCCAUCAAGUGGCACAAGGACGCCAACCUGCUCCCUUAUAACCACCGGCAGCGGGCAUUUGAGAACAACGGCACACUGAAGCUGUAUGAUGUACAAAAGGAUGUGGAUGAGGGAGAGUACACAUGCAGUGUGCUGGUCUCACCUUCUCUCUCCACCAGCCAAAGUGUACACGUUAGUGUAAAAGUUCCUCCAACCAUCCAUCCCUUCGAGUUCCCUCGCUUCUCCAUCGGCCAGCGUGUCUUUAUUCCAUGUGUGGUAAUGUCAGGUGACCAGCCUGUCGUCAUCACCUGGCAGAAAGACGGUCGGCCAAUCCCAGCCAGCCUAGGCGUAACCAUCGACAACAUAGAUUUCACCAGCUCCCUGCGCAUCUCCAACCUGUCUCUCCUACACAAUGGCAAUUACACCUGCAUUGCUCGCAACCUGGCCGCCACAGUGGAACACCAGAGUCAGCUCAUUGUAAGGGUUGGAGUGGAUUCAAAUCAACUCACCUCUAGGCCUAUGUUGGUUCCUCCCAAGUUUGUUGUGCAGCCAAAAGACCAAGAUGGCAUCUAUGGCAAAGCUGUGAUCCUCAACUGCUCAGCAGAGGGUUACCCUGUCCCUACCAUUGUGUGGAAAUACUCCAAAGGUGCGGGGGUUCCCCAAUUUCAGCCUAUAGCCUUGAACUCUGGCUUUCGGAUCCAGGUUCUGGUGAAUGGCUCUCUACUCAUCAAACAUGUCCUGGAGGAAGACAGCGGCUACUAUCUUUGUAAGGUCAGCAACGACGUGGGAGCUGACGUGAGCAAGUCCAUGUACCUCAACGUCAAAAUCCCGGCCAUGAUCACGUCAUACCCCAACACCACACUGGCCACACAGGGCAGUGAGAAGAAAAUGAGCUGCACUGCCCAUGGGGAGAAGCCCAUCAUGGUACGCUGGGAGAAGGAGGAGCGUAUCAUCAACCCCGAAAGCAGUCACCGCUACGUGGUCACUGUCAAAGAGGUGGCUGAAGAGGUCAUCUCCACGCUGCAGAUCCGCCCUACAGUAAGAGAAGACUCUGGCUUCUUCUCCUGCCACGCCAUCAACUCCUAUGGUGAAGACAGAGGAAUCAUUCAGCUCACAGUGCAAGAGCCCCCAGACCCACCUGAGGUUGAAAUCAGAGAGGUGAAGGACCGGACCAUCGCUCUCCGCUGGACCAUGGGCUUCGAUGGAAACAGCCCAAUCACAGGCUUUGACAUAGAGUGCAAGAACAAAUCAGGCUCCUGGGAAACGGCCCAGAGGACCAAAGACGUGUCUCCACAGCUGAACCAGGCCACCAUCAUAGACCUGCACCCCUCUUCCACCUACAACAUCCGCAUGUUUGCCAAGAACCACAUUGGCAAGAGUGAGGCCAGCAACGAACUCACCAUCACCACAGAUGAAGCAGCUCCUGAUGGUCCCCCACAAGAUGUGAAGCUUGACCCUUUAUCCUCUCAGAGCAUCCGAGUCUCCUGGAGGGCCCCUAAGAAACCCCUGCAAAACGGGGCAAUCCGGGGCUACCAGGUGGGCUACAGGGAGUUCAGCGCCGGUGGAAACUACCAGUUCAACGUCAUCACCAUGGAGACGACAGGGGAAAAUGACCACAGCGAGAGCAUCACCCUGGACAACUUGAAGAAGUUCACUCAGUAUGGCGUGGUGGUACAGGCCAGCAACAGCGCCGGGACAGGACCCUCAUCCCAGGAAGUAAUCACCACCACACUGGAAGAUGUUCCAAGCCGGCCUCCAGAGAACGUCCAGGCCACUGCAGCGUCCCCAGAAAUAAUCUCUUUAUCCUGGCUCACCCCUCCUAAAGACGCCCUCAACGGCAUUCUGCUCGGCUUCAGGGUCAUCUACUGGGCCAACCUGCCUGACGGAGAGCUGGGAGAAAUCCGUAAUGUGACCACUUCCAAGCCGUCUCUGGAGCUGGAUGGUCUGGAGAAGUACACCAACUACAGCAUCCAGGUGCUGGCCUUCACCCGGGCUGGGGACGGGGUGCGCAGCGAGCAGAUCUUCACCCGCACCAAGGAGGACGUACCUGGCCCUCCGGCUGGGGUGAAGGCCGCGGCGGCGUCUAAUUCAGUGGUUUUUGUGUCGUGGCUCCCUCCUCUCAAACUCAAUGGCGUUAUCCGCAAAUACACUGUCUUCUGCUCUAACCCGCACCCCACGGUGAGCAGUGAGUUUGAGGCGGCCCCAGACGUCUUCUUCUACCGAAUUCCCAACCUGAGCAGGAACCGGCAGUACAGCAUCUGGGUGGUGGCCGUCACUGCAGCCGGCCGCGGCAACGCCAGUGACAUCAUCACCGUCAAGCCUCUGGCUGAGGCUCCUGCUCAGAUCCUGACAUUCAAUGGUACAGUUACCACUCCCUGGAUGAGGGACAUCAUCCUGCCUUGUAAGGCAGUAGGUGACCCAGCCCCCACAAUCAAGUGGCUCAAGGAGACCAACGGAAGCCCAGCACCUGCUGUUAUUGACAGUAGACGCAUCGUCCAGGGAAAUGGUAGCCUGGUCAUCCGCACAGUGAAAGCCGAGGAUUCUGGAAACUACACAUGUGUGGCCAGCAACAGUUUUGGGCCAGAUAAAAUCAUCCUGAACCUCCAGGUUCAAGUUCCCCCGGAUCAGCCUCGUCUCACCGUUACCAAGACGACCACCACGUCUAUCACUCUGUCCUGGAUACCUGGAGACAAUGGAGGCAGCUCCAUCAGAGGCUACAUCCUGCAGUACUCAGAGGACAACAGUGAGCAGUGGGGCAAUUUUGCCAUCAGUCCUAGCGAGCGCUCCUAUCGACUGGAGAACCUAAAGUGUGGCACCUGGUACAAGUUCACACUAACAGCCCAGAAUGCAGUGGGGCCUGGGCGCAUCAGUGAGAUCAUUGAAGCCAAGACUCAUGGGAAAGAACCUCAGUACUCUAAAGAUCAGGAGCUAUUUACCAGUAUCAACGCCACACGUGUCAGGCUCAACCUCAUUGGAUGGAACAACGGCGGCUGUCCAAUCACAUCUUUCACAUUAGAGUAUCGUCCGGUGGAGUCCCCCACAUGGACCACGGCCCAACGCACGUCCUUGACCAAGAGCUACAUCCUUUAUGACUUGGCCGAGGCCACCUGGUAUGAACUGCAGAUGAAGGUGUUCAACAGCGCCGGCUCGGCAGAAAAAAGGGUCAAGUUUGCAACGCUCAGCUAUGACGGCAGUACAAUCGCUCCUCUGGUGAAGGCUCCAACUGUGAGCGCAGGCAGUACGUCCAGCAACGAGGGUCUGAAGAUGGUGACUAUCAUAUCCUGUGUGCUGGUGGGCAUCAUCCUGGUUUUUGUGCUGCUACUGGUGCUGAGGAGGAGGAGGAGGGAACAAAGACUCAAGAGGCUCAGAGAUGCUAAAAGUUUGGCCGAGAUGCUUAUGAGCAAAAACACGCGACCUGCAGACACCAUCAACAAGCAGCAACAGACACUGAGAAUGCACAUUGACAUCCCUCGAGCCCAGCUGCUCAUAGAGGAGAGAGACACCAUGGAGACAGUGGACGACAGGUCCACAGUGCUGCUGACGGACAAUGACUUUGGGGAGACCCAGAAACAGAAAUCGUCUACGGUUACCCACACUGUUCACUACCAGUCCCUGUCCCAGGCCACUGGACCUCUAGUGGAUGUAUCUGAUGCCAGGCCAGGAACCAGUAAGUCCAAUCCCACAGCUCGCCGCACAGCCAAAGCAGGUCCUGCUGCGCGCAACCGCUAUGCUAGCCAGUGGACCCUGAACCGACCACACCCGCCAGUCUCGGCCCACACCCUGAGCACUGACUGGAGACUGCCCACACCACGGGUGGCUGGCUCUGUGGACAAGGAGAGUGACAGCUACAGUGUCAGCCCAUCUCAGGACACAGACCGGGCGCGUAGCAGCAUGGUGUCCACAGAGAGCGCCUCGUCCACCUACGAGGAGCUGGCACGGGCCUAUGAACAUGCCAAAAUGGAGGAGCAGCUGAGACACGCCAAGUUCACCAUCACAGAGUGCUUCAUCUCGGACACAUCGUCUGAACAGAUGACGGCAGGCACCAAUGACUACACAGACAGUCUGACGUCCAGCACGCCCUCCGAGUCAGGCAUCUGCCGGUUCACCGCCUCCCCACCCAAGCCUCAGGACGUCAGCCGAGUCAUGAACAUGGCCGUGCCUAAGGCUCAUAGACCGGGAGGUGAGCUGGUCCACCUGCCUCCUUACCUGCGCAUGGACUUCCUGCUGAACCGUGGCAUGUCAUGCUCAGGCACUGGAGGGAGGGGUGGCACCGGGGGGGAGGGGGCCAUGGGCCAGGCAUGCCUAGAGCCCCAGAAGAGUCGUUCCCUGAAGCGGCCGUCACGGAUGGCGCCUCCAACACCCACGGAGGCCCCUCAGGCCAGCAGCAGGGCCAGCAGCAGGGACCCAGUGGCCCAAUGGCAGCCUGGCUCAGCAGCCACCCUGCCUCACAGAGAGGGCUCAGAGUUGGCCCAGGCCGCCAAGCUCAGCACCUCCCAGGAGUCCCUGCUGGACUCACGAGGACACCUCAAACAGACCAACAACCCCUACGCAAAGUCCUACACGCUGGUAUAACACUAGGGGCUUGGGGCUGGACUAAAACCUACACUAACACUGGACUUAUAACACAAGUGCAGUAAACUGACUCUCACCACACAGUCCUGUAUAUAAUGUCCCCUUUCUUCUUAAAGGAGGGGUAACUUUUACUAAUCUCCUUUUAUUUAUUUUGAAGCUUUCUUUGUUUUUUAAACUUGUGAGAUAACUCACUUAUCUGAAAUGACUCCACGUGGAGCUUGCCAAACUAAUUACAUUAUGAGGGAACAUUAUUUAUUCUUUGAUUAGUAUGUUAAUCAUUAAUUAUUAAUCAGUGAUUUUUUGUUGUUAGUUGUCAACUAUUAAUGAUUAUUAAUUAUUGAUUACAGAUGAUCAAUUAUUACCAUAAAUACACUUUUGAAUAAGAACCUGGACAAUUUUUUUUCUGGAGUGUGAGACAGUAAUUUGGAGCCUGUGUUUUUUUUCUAUGGAAAUAUCCACUAAAACACUGAAUGAAACUUGGGAAAAUCUGGGAAUGAAAGAAAUCGACACCAGUCCAAACUUGUCAGCUGCUCUCAAAUUGUUACUUUUCUGAAGAAAAAAAAUCUAUUUCCUAUGGAUGCAUGGGGACUGACCAAUUAAAGACAAUUUAGAGGAUGAUAACAACUGGACUGCCCAGUUGAGCAUUUUGUCACACUAUGAAAUGAUCCAAUGUGAAGAUUAUUAUUCUUAUUACUAUAAAUAUAUAUAUAUAUAAAAAGAGAAAUCACUUUUAUUUGUGGAUAUUACAGGGAAUAAUUGAUUUGGUUAAUAAAGUCCAUAGUCAUGUUUGCACAUAUCUCAUUUUGAUUAGGAAAUGGAGUCUCUGUUGAUCUUUGUGUCCCAUUCUCUGAUGGUGCAAUAUGAAAAAAUACUAAGAAAAUUGAUACUAUUUGCUCUAUAAUGUACUGUAAUGAGAAAAAACAAUGUUGUGAGUGUACUUACAGGGCUGGACAAACCCCAACUAUGUAUUCAGGUGUAGUUUACCACUGCUAAUUUGCCAGGGUGGUAGAUGAAGUUAGACCAGGGAGGUUCAGGCAUAUAGCGGUUUGUACUUCACAACACUCAAAAAGUGUGUCCAGACAGAAACCCAUUUUCUCAGUGCACUAGGUAGAGUCUAUAAGGCUCUCACUCUCCUCAGUAGAUUUACUAUUGCUGCAUUGCAGCAAUGCUCCUUUACAGGGAAAAAAAACGUGAGACAAUCCAACCCCCCCCCCCCCCCCCAAUCCCUUUCAAACCAAACCUAAAGUAUAUGGGAAAUAUCUAUCUUAAGUGUAGAUGUAACUACACAGUUAUAGUUGUCUACCCUGGCCCAUUUUAAUUUUUUUUUUGUCCUGGAGGGAGAGUUUGAUAAGAAUGCUGUGAGGUCAUUGAAACCAGAUUAAUUGUCUUCAUUAUGAUAUUACUUUAACAAGAUGUCGCUUUUUGUUUUUAGCAUGGUGUUCACCAUGAUGGCACUGGAAUAAAGAGAAACUAACACACAGUACAGAUUUGAUUAAUAAAAAGGCUGUUCCCCAAAUGAUCCUUCACAGUUUGACAUGAAUGACUUCAGAGAGAAAGUGAGCGAGUGAGUGGUGGUGGUGGAUUGAGAGUGGUAGAUUGCUGGGUAGGGUUCUGAAAUGAAUCUUUAAAAGUCUUUGGUGAUCAUCACAUUCCUUUUUAUGUAAGAACACUCGUGAAUCUCCCAAUACUCAAACUCUCCACAUAUGAAAUGUUGGUUAUACUAAUGACAUUGAGGGCUCUGCUUUAGCAAUCCCAACCAAAGUGCAAAGUGGGGGUCUGAAUAACACUUCAGCCCGCCAUAAUGCAACAAAACAUGUUGUGAGAGGGAAUAUCUCUUAUGGUUAUUUAAUUGCUUCGAUUUGUUUGAAAUAUAGUGGUAUUUUUUAUAGUGGUAAAUAAACUUUUUAGCUUAUGUUUUAAUUCUAGAAAUAUUUGUCUUUCGAUAAUAUUCGAUUAAUUAUAUUUAUUUCUUGCACCAUGCAAUCAUUUUUUCAGUUCUUAAUGUCUUUCUGUCAAUCUCAAACCAGUCCCUACUAACUUGCUCAAUUGGCCCUCCAUUGUCUCCUGCCUGUGAUUAAACUCUAAUGGUGA